Messenger RNA from Saccharomycopsis crataegensis, 648 nucleotides. It is a transcript of the gene HOP2, whose product is annotated as Hop2p. NCBI's taxonomy places the organism in Eukaryota, Fungi, Ascomycota, Saccharomycetes, Ascoideales, Saccharomycopsidaceae. Gene Ontology annotation, molecular function: structural constituent of ribosome; double-stranded DNA binding; recombinase activator activity. Gene Ontology annotation, biological process: meiotic joint molecule formation; homologous chromosome pairing at meiosis; translation. Gene Ontology annotation, cellular component: condensed nuclear chromosome; DNA recombinase auxiliary factor complex; ribosome. Bases 1 to 648 code for a protein of 215 amino acids. The record is from RefSeq and is a predicted model, not a curated record. The transcript is spliced from 2 exons.
AUGCCUCCAAAAAAGAAAGUCAAAAAAGACGAUCAGAUAAAAGAUCUUGAGACCGCCAGCGGCAUUCUCCUUGGAUACCUUAAAGAGCAGUUCCGGCCAUACUCUAUCAAUGAUAUCAUUUUGAAUUUACACAACAAAAUUUCCAAAUCGGUGGCACUUAAAGCCCUAGCAUUAUUAGCUACAAAUAACAAGUUAUUGAUGAAGACAUACGGGAAAAUGAAUUUCUACGUUUAUCGAUAUGGGAAGGAUGAUCAACAACAGGCAAUAGAUGAGUCUGGGAAAGAGAUCACCAUUCAGGUAGUAACUGAUCUUGAAAACAGUUUUGAAGAGGUAAAAAAUAGAUUGAAGGAGUUAAAUAGUGCUCUUAAACAAGCCACCAUUGAGCCGAAUAACGAAAACUUACUUGUCGAAAGGCGAAGCCUAGUAAAAGAUAUCACAACAGAUAGAGAGUUAUGUAAAUCAUUAGAGGAAUCGAUCAAAGGGAAAAUCAUUAAUAAUGAAGAAAUCAUUAAGCUCACUGAUGAUAUAAACAACCUUGAGAGAAUAUGCAAGUCCAGAAAGAAAGAUUAUCUGAAUAUUUUGGGAUUACUCAAAGAGAAUUUUCCAGAGUACAAAUCCAUCUUGGAAAAAGCUGGGGUUGAAGAGUAG